UAGCGAAAAAAAAUCCCGGGUCGCCAAAUCUGCCCCCUCGUUCUGCCCCCCCGGCGGGGCAGGGGCUUGGGUGGCCGCACCUGGGGGGGACGCCCGGUGCAAAGGCCCGGGGGCUGCAAUUACAGAAGGGGGGAAAAGCCCAGCUGGGCCCGGGGGGGCGCUGCUUGCUCCCUCCCCCCUUUUGUGCGCGCAGCAACCUCCGCUCCUGCCGCUGUGAGAUGAAUUUUUAAUUAUUCCCAGGGAAAGAGAAAAAAAAAGCAACGCCAAAGAUCGGCCCGGGCAGGGGGCGAGCGGGUCCCGCAGCGCCGCGAAAUGUGUGAAGGAGCAAAAGGGAAAAAAAUGCAAACACUACUACAGAUCUGUGGAAUGUCUGCUAAAUGAGAUCCAGCCCACUCCUGAGCUGCCGAACGUGCACACAGGUGCCCCAGUAAAUAGUGUGCGUAGUUUCUGCAAUAUGUGACCCAUCAGACAUUUCCACUUUCCUCUUCCUGCAACCAAUCAUGAACACUGAAACUGUUCCCCCACAAGAAGCAUCUCUGACUGUUAAUGAACAGGUGAUUGUGAUGUCGGGACAUGAGACAAUCAGGGUGCUGGAGGUGGGGGUGGACGCUCCGCUCCCCGUGGAGAAUGCAGGGAAAAGUUUGGAAAAAACAACAGCAACAACAACGUCAGUGGGAGGAGAAGGUCCUGUGAGCUGCCCUCCAGAGCCCAGUGAAACAGGGAGGGAAGGAGUACAACAAAACACAGAGAAGACACAAGGCGAUUCGGGUGGUGAAGUAAAGGCAUUACCGGAAAUAACGCCAACUCCUGCACCUGUCCCAGGAGUCAUUCCCUUCAGCCAAGUGACAAGCCAGCAAACACAAACGCUAACACCUGUCACAGUGCAAGCCACGCCACAGGUCUUGACUCAGGAAAACUUAGCAACAGUUGUGACAGGCGUAAUGGUUCCAGCAGGGGCAGUUACUCAACCUCUUCUUAUCCCCAUCAGUAUUGCAGGUCAAGUGGCAAGUCAGCAGGGGCUGGCUGUGUGGACAUUUCCUGCAGCAACGGUCGCUGCCCUUCCGGGACUGACAGCCGCCUCUCCUACUGGGGGAAUUUUCAAAUCACCUAUAGCCAAUCUGCAAGCUGCGGCAGUGCUGAACACAGCAAUACAAGCUCCUUUGCAGCCAGCACACACUAUUCAGGCUCCACAAACGGUUCAGCCACGGCCACCGCCGGUUCAAACACAGACCGUGUUCCAGCCUCAGACCCAGCCGCCCAUUUUGCCACAGGCUACAACCGCUUCAACACCACCUGUCGCCAAGCCACUGGAAGCGCAAACGCAGAUCACGGUUCAGCCAGCGGGAUUUGCAUUUAACCCUGGAAUACUCAGUGCGGCGUCUCUUGGGGCCCCCACCCAGCUUCUGAGUUCCCUGGCUGCUACGCCAGUGAUUGCAAACACUAUUCCCAGCGUGCAAGGGAUAACGGGACAGAUCCUGACAAAUGCACAGGGGCAGGUCAUUGGAACUCUUCCAUGGGUGGUGAACCCAGCUGGCAUCGCCACGGCAAACCCUGCCCCUGCCACGUUGCCAGUCCAGAAUCUGCAGGUACAGGCAGUGACUCCGCAGCUGCUGUUAAAUGCCCAAGGCCAGGUCAUUGCCACCUUAGCCAGUAGUACCAUCCAGGCAGCGACAGCCAUCAGGAAACCAAGCACUCCAGAGUCUCCAGCAAAGAGCGAGGUCCAGCCCAUUCAACCUGCCCCGACCUUAACUCAGCCAGCGGUGGUCAUCACUAGCCCUCCCCCAGCAAGCAAACUCAGUUCUGCUCCUGUCCCCAUCACCUGCUCAGAGACCCCGACUGUAAGCCAGCUGGUUUCCAAACCUCAGCCUCCAAACAACAGUAGCGACGAAGAUGGAAUAAACUUAGAGGAGAUACGAGAAUUUGCUAAGAACUUUAAGAUCCGACGCCUGUCUCUGGGUCUAACGCAGACGCAGGUGGGCCAAGCUUUAACUGCAACUGAAGGACCUGCGUACAGCCAAUCUGCCAUAUGCAGGUUUGAAAAGUUGGACAUCACCCCCAAGAGUGCCCAGAAGUUAAAACCGGUGCUGGAAAAAUGGUUGAGCGAGGCAGAGUUGCGGAACCAAGAGGGCCAGCAGAACUUGAUGGAGUUUGUAGGCGGCGAGCCUUCCAAGAAACGGAAACGCCGCACGUCGUUUACGCCGCAAGCCAUCGAGGCCCUCAACGCUUACUUCGAGAAAAACGCCCUGCCGACAGGUCAGGAGAUCACAGAGAUUGCUAAGGAGCUCAAUUACGACCGCGAAGUGGUUCGGGUUUGGUUCUGCAACCGGCGGCAGACGCUCAAAAACACCAGCAAACUCAAUGUCUUUCAAAUCCCUUGAAGGAUGGGGCUUAGUUCUGAGAACCUUGUCUACCCUUUGUUGCUGCUCCAAGCACUUUGUGGCUAAUUUCUCCCUGCACCCUGCCAACCCUUUUACGAUGAUGACUGAAGUGGAGGGAAUGAAAUAGGAUUUCCUCUUGCUUCGAUGUAUCCUUGCUCUUUUUCCUCACAUGACCCUACUGUGUACACGUUCAGCUGUGUCCUUCCCUCCUGAGUGUCAUACGGGGGCGAUGAAGGAUUUAGGAAUACAUACACAUUUAGCUUCUUUCUGUCAGACAAAAGGCUGUCUGUUUUGUUUUUUUUUUAAAGGAUGUCCUGAGUGUAUUUGAAAAGGUAGCAUUAGGGCCAGCAGAAUAGUAUCAACGAGAAAUUUCCUGUCACAUUUCAAGAUAGUUUUGUGAAAAUCCUGUUUCAGUUUCUUUUCAAAGACACUUCCGUCUCUUCACAUGUGGUAACAGGUCUAGUUAACAGCAUUUAAGCAGAGUAGUGGCAUAAUUUAUAUCUUUUUUGUGUGAAUAUAUUAUUAUUAUUAUUACUGUUUACAGAGCACUAUCAACUAAAAGAAUUUUUAAAUCACUGAAGAAAAAAUAUUAUUUUUUAUCUACUAGGACGUUUGAGCUUGCUGGAUUCCUAGACUGUUAUUUUUGUUUGUUUUUAUGGAUAGAUUAACUUCUCCUUUCCAGAUGCAUGCUGGGAAAAAUGGGGGCGGCAGUCAACACUCGUCCACUCUCGUGUUUCUUCGGUAUCUUGAUCAGCGUGGCUGUGGUGGUGUUGGAAAUCCUGGGCAGUACCCGGUGCCAGCAGCAAGAAUAAUCUAGCUCACACAGCAAGGGGCAGAUCGGUUUUUAGAGGGCAGGGUUUGCUAAAUCAUGCUGGGUCCAGUGGAUUCCAUGUUCAAGCAAUGUCCUAGGUAUAUGAUCCUGGCUGAGGUUCUUAUCGGAAGAGUGGCUAGCAGGGGGGGGGGGGUUGUGUCUUGUGGGCAGAGCACAACUCAAAUAGGCUUCGGGGACAAUGCCACCGCCCAGAUUUAUUGCAGCCGUAAAGGUAUAAUGAGGCAAUUGUAUGAGUAGACCCUUGCUUUGGGGCAGUGAGAACUGCAAGGCCUUGACGGUGUCUACAGUCUCCCAUUCAGAAUCGACAGCAGCUCAAGUAGGGUGGAAGGGGAAGCCCUGGGAUUGGUGGAUGGAAAUAAUAAAAACAGACUUUGAAACUUGAGUUAAACGUUCCAUGUCGGAUUUUUGAAUCUCACUUCUUCUUUCUACCUGCCUCUGCUCCAGGCUUUGGGAGACGGUCCCCCUCUGCUCGACUUCUCCUUUGGGGAAUAGAACAUCACUAUACUAAAUAAUUGGAGAAUCAGUUCUUGGAAAGAAAGGGUAGGGUUGACUCUUCCCAUCUCUCACUCCCUCAAAUGAGACCUUGUUAUUGAGAAAAGGAGGAGUAAAGCAAGCCAGCAGGAACCAACUCAUUUGUUGGUUCCUGGGCUGUAGCUAGCUGGGAUGCGCAGAGCAGAGUUUACUUGUGCUGCCACCUGAAAAGUUUUUUCAACACUUGACAACUUGCAUAAAAAUAUGAACUGCCUACUGGAGCUGCCCAAGGCUGGUAGAGAAUGAGCGUGCAGUUCUAUCACGUGGCCAGUUCAGUUGUUUCCUUUUUCCCCUGUGUAAAUGCAGCCAAGGCGUUCAUCAGUCAUGCGUCUUGACACUGAGCAUCAAUGGGUGAGCAUAGAUGUGUGUGUGUGUGUGUGUGUAUUUUAGGGCCACGGUAUUAACAGAGCAGUUGACUUCAGCGGGCUUGCAAGAGUCUAACGGUUUAGGAUCAUGCUUUUAAUUGGUGGAGAUUAAUCAGUUUUAAAAACCUUUUCAUAGUCCAGAAAGAGGCCACCACUGAAUGAGGCAAUCUGUUUAAAAAAAAUAUUCAAUCCUUCCUCUUCUAAGAUGAGGACCCAUACAUAUCUGAAAUUGAAGUGCGUGGGAUUUUUUUCCUGUAAAGCAAUUGUUUUAUCCAUGAGCAGAGUUGUGCAGAUUUAACUAAUAAUCACUUAACAUGCAUAUGAUUAAUUGACUAAGAUUUCUUUAACGGAAUCACAGUCCUAAUAUAUAUAACUUUAAGAAACCUAGGACAUCAUUUAGGGUCUGCUGUAGUCUUCAUAUGGGAUCCUAGUAGGAUGCUGUUGACUGGAUUUGCUGGAGUCCGAGGUGAGGGUGGAGGUUUUCCUAUUAAAGGAAAGGCAUGGGAUGCAUGGUGGUGCCCAAUUAGUUUCUCCUAGAGCGGCAUUGAAUUGGAGAGGGAAAGAGGUGUUUCUCCAGCUAAUUCUCCCCAAUUUGCUUGCAAAAUUUUAACAUUUGUAUUCUUAAUUGUUUCCGCAUCCCUCGUGGAGGCUGUUGACAUUGGGAAUGUUGAGGAAAAGCUAGAGCUGUUAAGGUUGUAUACUUGGCAAGAUGGUCCUCAUCAUUACUGCCUUUUCUGCAGUUAUCAAAGAUUUAAAACGUUUAAAAUUCAUCUCCCCGAUCAGGUGCAAAAUAUAGCAUUACGUUCAAGAUUUUGAAACUUUGCCACUUGCUGCAGAACUUCAUUUCAACUCUAGCUGAAGACAUUGAAGAGCUCUGUGAAUGCAAAUUGGCCUCAUAAAUUUCUUUGGCUUAACUGCUACUGCAAUAGGAUGACAAAGAGCCAGUAGGACGGGUCAUUUCAUAGAAAAAGAGCUGGAGGAACUCAUUAGCAUAACUCAUUAGCAUAUCUCAUUUGCAUAUGCCACAGCCCUUGCCAUCACCGGAAGUGUGUCAUUAGCAUAACUGAUUUGCAUAUGCCACCCUCCCCCCCCCUGACAUCACCUAUCCUGGCUGUUUUGGACCCAAUCCUGGCCAUUCAGGGCUGAAAUUGAGCUCAAAAUGGCAAGAAGGGCCUGAAAAUGGCUGAAAAGCGGCCCAAAAUGGUCAGGGUCGGGCCGCUGCUGAGCAGGAGAGUGAUCCACCACCUGUCAGGGGCCCGAUCUGGGCCGUUUUGGCCCCAAUCCAGGCUGAAACAGGCCCAAAAUGGCUGAGAGUCAGGUGGGCAGGGCCACCUGAUGUGACCUCUUUGGGGAACUGCUGGAACUUCGUUCCUGUGCGUUCCCCCUCGAAAUGAGCCCUGGCCAGUAGGAUGCAUUCCCCUGCCGCCAAUGACUGGGACCAUUUGCGGUUCAACAGAAGGGAGUUUUGUGUGUGUGUGUGUGUGUGUGUGUGUGUGUGUGUGUGUGUGUGUGUGGUUUUAAACAUAGUAUCCAUCCCACUAUCCACUAAUUAUGCACUUGUGUGUGUAUUUGACAUUGCAACAAAAAAAAACAACCACCAAGGGUGGUCUUACUCUUCUUUGAAUCCCAAUUUAUAGAGAGAGAGACCCUCUGUCAUGUUUAGGUUCUGCUUAGCAUUUCGCUGUGUGCAUGGCAUUUUAAAUUUGGUCCACUCUACUAUACGCGUACUAUCGGGCGGGGCAAUUUUCAGGUUGCAUAAGGGCUGAUUGCUUGGGUUCCAUGACGUUACCGAGGAACAUCCCUUUCUAAGUUUCUGGAAAACCAAAGACAGCCUGCCUGACGUAUGUAAAGAAGGGCUAGUCUGGAGGAUGAGCCAGUAUUUGGUUUGUUGGGAUGCAAGUCAUUUCAAUUGCCUAGAUGAGGGAGAUAUUGUGGCUCAUUGGUCGAGCACAUGCCUUGUAUGCAAUCGUCCCUAGUUCAGUCUUUGACAACUCAAA
Messenger RNA from Eublepharis macularius, 6103 nucleotides. RefSeq names its product POU class 6 homeobox 1 (gene POU6F1). The coding region runs from base 501 to 2378 and encodes 625 amino acids. NCBI's taxonomy places the organism in Eukaryota, Metazoa, Chordata, Lepidosauria, Squamata, Eublepharidae. The transcript has 12 exons. The record is from RefSeq and is a predicted model, not a curated record. Gene Ontology annotation, biological process: regulation of transcription by RNA polymerase II. Gene Ontology annotation, molecular function: RNA polymerase II cis-regulatory region sequence-specific DNA binding; DNA-binding transcription factor activity, RNA polymerase II-specific.